Monoraphidium neglectum is the source of this 1869-nucleotide messenger RNA. RefSeq lists its product as hypothetical. The record is from RefSeq and is a predicted model, not a curated record. Bases 1 to 1869 code for a protein of 622 amino acids. NCBI's taxonomy places the organism in Eukaryota, Viridiplantae, Chlorophyta, Chlorophyceae, Sphaeropleales, Selenastraceae. Gene Ontology annotation, cellular component: cytoplasm; mitochondrion; cytosol. The transcript is spliced from 2 exons. Gene Ontology annotation, molecular function: tetrahydrofolylpolyglutamate synthase activity; ATP binding. Gene Ontology annotation, biological process: tetrahydrofolylpolyglutamate biosynthetic process.
AUGGUGGCCCGGUGGCCGGCGCUCGGCGGCAGCAUCGUCGGCAGCGGUCCGUGGCUCGGCGUACGGGCCUCGGGCUCGGCGGCGGGCAGCGGCGGCGGCGGCGAUGAUGGCGGCGGUUUGGAGUGGUUGGCCGGCCUGGUGAAUCACGAGGCCUCGGGCAUGCCAACACAGGUGGCGGCCGCCACCCCAGCCGCCUCCGGCAGCAGCAGCGCCGCCGACGGCGGCGCGCCCGCGCCCGCGCCGGCGGGCGCCGCGGCGCCGCCGCGGGGGCGGUUCGACCUGGCUGGCAUGCGGGCGCUGCUGGCGGCGUUGGGGGACCCUCAGGAGCGGUUGGAUGUAGUCCACAUCGCCGGCACCAAGGGCAAGGGCUCCGUCGCCGCCAUGCUGGCCGGGAUGCUGCGUGCUGCCGGGCUGAGGGUCGGCGUCUACACGAGCCCCCACAUGCACACGAUCCGGGAGCGCAUUCAGACCCCCGGCUCGGGCUCGCCGCCGUCGGCGCCCCCGGCGCGGGCCGCGGGAGGCGACGGCGCCGGCAGCGUGGCCGGCGGCGGGCCGCCGCGGCAGCCGGAGAUUAUAAGUGAGGCCGAGUUUGCGGGGCUCGCGUCGGCCGCGCGCGCCGCGGCGGCGGCCGCAAUGGAAGCGGGCCACUUGGCUGCGCCGCCGACACACUUUGAGGCGGUCACAGCGAUGGCGCUGCGCCACUUUGUGGAAGCGGGCGCUGACGUGGCGGUGGUCGAGGCCGGCAUGGGGGGUGCCACCGACGCGACCAACGUGGCACCUGCCGGGAAGCUGCAGGCGGCGGUGAUCACUCAGAUCGGUUGGGACCACGUCGAGGCACUCGGGGGCAGCCUGGAGAGCAUAUCAGAAGCCAAGGCCGGGAUCGCGAGGCCAGGGCGCCCAAUCAUCCUCGCCGCCCAGCCGCACGCGGCCGCGGCCGCCGCGCUGCGCGCUGCGGCCGCACGUGUGGGCGCUGCGCCCGCCGUCGACGCGGGCGCGGCGGUGGCGGUGGAGGCGGCGGGGCCGGUGUGCGUCGCGGCAGGGCCGGGGUGGCACCUGGCCAGGCAGGCGGUAGAUGUUGUGGCGUCACCCGACGCAUCCGCCUGGGGCCGAGACGCGGCGCCGGCGUCGGCGGUUGCGGCAGCAACGCCCGCCCUGCGCCUGGAGGGGGUGCAGAUGGCGAUGGUCGGCGCCCACCAGCGCGCCAACGCGGCGGUCGCGGUCGCGGCCGCCCUGGAGCUGCGGGAACAGGGGUGGCGCGUGCCGGACGCCGCCAUACGCGCGGGACUCGAGGGCGCGGCGCUGCCGGGGCGCUUCCAGGUGCUGAGGCUCCAGCAGGCAACCGCGGCCACCUCGGACGACCAGCAGCAGCAGCAGCAGCAGCAGCAGCAGCAGCAGGAACCGUACAUCGUUCUUGAUGGCGCCCACACCCCCGAGUCCGCCGCCGCCCUCGCCGCCGCGCUGCGGGAGGCGUUCCCGCCGCCGGCGCCGCUGGCGCUGGUGGUCGCGAUGGCGGCCGACAAGCAGCACGCCGGGGUGCUCGCGGCGCUCCGGGCCGCGCGGCCCGGGGCGGUCGUGUUCACGUCGGUGCCCGUGGCGGGCAGCAGCCAGCGCAGCGCGCCGCCAGGCACGCUGGCGGCGCACUGGCAGGCGGCGGCGAUGACGUCAUCGGGCCCGCCCUUCAGGUGCCGCGAGCUCAUCCAGGCGGGCGUGGUGGCGGCGCUGCAGCGCGCGCGGCGCGAGGUCGCGGCGCUCGCCCACCAGCGCGCGGGGGGCGCCGGGGGCGGGGCGGCGCCGGUGAUGUGCGUGACCGGGUCGCUGCACGCUGUCGCGGCUGCUGCGCGGGAGCUGGAGCAGCUGGCUUCGCGGUGA